Cylicocyclus nassatus is the source of this 3686-nucleotide messenger RNA. The record is from the annotation of a GenBank genome assembly. NCBI's taxonomy places the organism in Eukaryota, Metazoa, Nematoda, Chromadorea, Rhabditida, Strongylidae.
UUCAGAACCGCGAUCGCGCGCAUGCGCUGCGUUGCCGUUGCGAAACUCUCGAUUUACCCAAUCCGAAACUGAUUACCGUAUUUUCUGGGUAGAGCCAGGCUGUUACCAUGCUCGGUAAUCCUUACCCAAAGGAGUUUGGAGUCUUUGAAGAGGAGGGACUCGCCGAUCCUCUCGGAGAAUUCAGCAACCUUUCCACUUUCAAUUUGCUCGAAUUCGUCCAUAACGAUAAUACGCCACUCGACAGUCCCGAUCCACAGGCUCGACAUCACAACCAAGACAGCCGAAACUUCCAAGGACUGGCACACGGUCACCAACAAAACCCACACGCUAUGUUCCAGAAUGCCACACGUUUACCCGAUUCACCUCCCAUAACCGACAUAUCGGCAGCGGGAUCAUCGGGAUCUCCAGAAAGCAAUUCGGAUGCUCCUUAUUCUCCAGAAAAUUAUCCAAAUUAUGUCGGUAUCCAUGGAAAUCUGAACAAUAACGGCUUAAUUCUUGGUGUUCCUGGAAUCAUGACUCAUGAACUUCAUCAGCCUCCUCAUAAUCCCGUAUCGCAUCCAAUGACAUCGCCACAAAAUGCCUGCUUCAUGAGCCCUUACCCAUCCAGUCAGCCAACUCCUGGAAGUUUACCACAGGUUUCUCCACCAGUUUCGGGUGGUCGUCAUGAGAAUCAGCAGUACAUUGUCAAUAAUGGCUAUAGCCCAGGAUUGUUUAAUAUUUUGAGUGUUUCGAGCGAAGGCAGCGUAAAUAGCCAGCAGGGUGAAGCUCCGAGGAAACGCCCGCGCACCGAGAAUCAACUCUUGGACCCACCAAAAUUCCUGCCAAAUUUUCCCGGUGUGGGACAAGCAUCUCUAGCCGCUAGUCCGAUCGACUGCAGUUAUCAGGACGAAAAUUUCUCGCAGCAGUUCAAGGUGAUCAAGUUCUCGACGUUCCAAGAAGACCAGUGGAGUCCUAUCUACGACAUCAAUCAUCAGCAGUUGACUAAACUGAAAAUCUGCGUCGUGGCCGAUAAAGGGUUCAACUACUCGAUUUCUGAUGGCUGUUUUGUCAAUCAGAAGAAGAAUCAUUUCCAAAUUUCCGUAAACAUUGAAGCAAAUGACGAGAAUCCACCAAAAUUCGUCAAAGUUGAUGGAGUUAUGCACCCCAUAAAAGCUAUCAAAUUAGCAUUUUGUGGAGUCAAAGCCGAAAUGCUAACGUCUGAGAUUCAAAUCAAGCAAUCCCAGACUGAUCGCAAGCCAAUUCCCCAUGAUCCAGUCAUCCUAAAUAUUCACGCUCGUGAGAUUACCAAGGUGACGGUGCCUCGUCUGCAUUUCUCCGAAACCACCCUGAACAACCAGAGAAAGAACAACCGGCCGAAUCCGGAUCAGAAAUACUUCCUGCUCGUUGUUCGCCUUUUGGCAUGCAUUGAAAAUGGUCCACCAGCUCUGAUCCAGGCGCAGCAAUCAGAGAAAGUCAUCGUUCGGGCCACCAAUCCUGGCUCAUUCGAACCACCAGAGAGUGACGUACAAUGGUAUCGCAACGGCGGUACCCUCGUCUGUCAUGGUCCAGUCGCAAUUGGUACCGAUCGUACCGCUGCGAAGCUUACAGUCGAUGGAGAUAUUUAUAUGACCGGGCAGAUGACCCGCCCGUCCGAUAUUCGUCUGAAAGAGGACAUCGUGGAGAAACCAUCGCGCGAUGCACUUGAACAUCUGCAACAGCUGCGCAUCGUAGAUUUUCGCUAUAAACCUGAAAUCGCCGAACUUUGGGGGCUGAGCGAGGAGCAGAGGCGACGUACAGGGCUCAUUGCGCAGGAAUUGCAAGCUGUCCUUCCCGAUGCUGUUCGCGAUAUAGGCACACAUUUGACUGUUGAUGAAUCACGUAUCUUCUACGAAACAGUGCUGGCGAUGCAGGAACUGUGCAGGUUGACGGGCGAUUUGGACACGAAGAUUGACGAUAAGGUCGAAGAGAUCAGUCAGCGACUUGCGCGAUAUGCUAGAAGAAAGAAGCUAAUCGGCUCCAUCGCUUCAAACCUUAGCGACCAGUCAUCCGGCAUCGUUGGGGACACUAAAAGCUACUUAUCCUAUUCACGAACUUCGCUUGCGUCAACUUCGCCAUCCAUCGUUAAGGAAAGAAGCGAAAGGCGAAAGCAACGCAACUGUCGCUCCCAAUGCCAUCGACAAGAAACCCUAUGCAGUUCCAAGCUCACCCAAGGGACCAUCAUUACUCUUGUAGUAGUGAUGGCCGCUUGUCUAAUCGCAAUGUGCGCUCUGUACGUUCUUGAUUGGCACAAACGUAAUUAUGGCUAUCAUCAUAUCUACCCACCAAAUGCUACCCCAUCGACAAAAUCUGGAGGAUCUACGGAAGGAGUUGGACACAUGAUAUACCAAAUUGAUCAUCCAUAUCUACCGAUGCUACAACCGGAUGCGCCGACUUUGAUGCCGACUUGUCGGACGAAACAUUGUCAAGCAUAUUGUUGCGCAGAUCGGGCCACUUAUCGCUCUGGAAAUAAAGCUAAUGAGAUGGACGCCAUAGUUACGCUGGGUGAUCGUACCAGAAAUAUGAUAGCGCGAAGUGCUCCGGAUGUUUCCGUCAGGAAACCGCUUGGCACGGGUGUCCGCAUCACAAUCCCCACCCUAAAUGCUACAAUUGACCAUCGUUACUGUAUCGAACAAAGCUGCAAUAAGAAACGUGGACGUUUCAAUAUGUACAUCCCUGUCUCGCCUUUUCUGCCCACACUUCCGCUGGAAAUCGUCUUCACGGUCCCAAAAGGAAAGCUCAUCAACAACUGUGGCUAUCUGGCCGACUUCCAGCACAAAUACUGCCCUCUUCAAGGCGACAGCUUCAAGGCAGAACGUCUACAGUAUCCAGUAGCCAAUCAGAUAGCAGACGAUAUUUUCGAGUUAUCAGUGGGCAGUUAUCUACAAUCAGCAUAUCGUUUCCGUGUUGGAUUCACAACGGAGUCAUGCUUUUCCAGUGAGGAACACCUUCAUGGAGGUUACGAGGAGUACAAUUUAAUUUUUUACCGUACUUGCGCGCCACCGACGGGAUCCACUAACGCACCAUCGGCGUGAUUUUUCCACUCCCCUUCUCCCCAUUAAUCAAGCUUUUGUAAAUUGCAGGGAAUCUUGAGUACUAAUUUACGAAUAUUUCUUUCCUACUGUUUCUAAUUUUUAUGCCAUUUUAGGGGCAAAUUGUCGUUUUUUUAAAGAUGUUUUUAUGUGCUGAUUCAUACAUUUUCUUUCCCACCUGGCUGAAGUCAUCUAUGAGCUUUUUUAAACUUCGUCUCCCCCCCCCCCCCUCCCUUCCCCACUUGUAAUAUUCCACCUCCAGUCUUUUGUACCUCUUCAGGACAACAUACAUAUUCUCCCCACUCUCCUGGUUUUUUUCCAAACUACCCUCCACAGAUUACGUGGCUCCCAACUGGCAAGGCAAAAAUGUGCAAUUCCUGCUGACAAAAUUCUCUUCUAUCCCCGAGUGUUUUUAGAUUUUUACGUGUACUUGACGUUCUCAGUCAAUCACCAUGUUUUCUAAGCUAUUUUCCAGUCUAUGCACCUAUUCUGUUUAAUUUUUGUCAUAUGCAUCUAACUUCCUUCAGUCUGUACACACUUUGGUCGGAUUUGGUAGAUUUUAGCUGAAAGCUGUUUAUCAACAAGCAUGCAGUUGUUUACAAUUGUUCACGUCUCCUCUAGAUGUGACUUGAUACGGGC